AUGAGGAGUGGGCGCUUAACCUCGGGGCCACCACGGGGCGACUUGAGUGAGACAAUAAUAUUUUGGAAGUGGCUUCUGUUCAGAAUGGACUCAAAAUUUAUGACCACUGAUAAAAUGGACGAAUAUCAAAAACACGUGGAAAUGAUGAAUGGCAACGACCUGAACGUGCUGAACUUGAAUUAUGAGAACCACAUGAAUUUGGAACAGCCGGAUAACAGUUCAGAAGCCAUUGCUGACUUUUACGAAGACUCCAUAAUCCUGGUGACAGGAGGUACAGGGUUCGUCGGCAAGGCACUCCUGGAGAAACUCCUGAGGAGUUGUGCUGGCAUCAAGACGGUCUAUGUUCUCAUGAGACCAAAAAGGGGUUUGACAGUAGACCAGAGGUAUAAGGAAUUGCUUAAAAACCAGGUCUUCGACCGCAUCAGAGCAAGAUGGCCAGAACGGUUGGGCAAGCUCUACCCGAUAACUGGUGAUGUCUCUGCACCAAACCUUGGAGUCAGUCCAGAACAACGUGAACUGCUGGGCAAAGUGACUGCGGUGUUCCAUUCUGCUGCUACUGUCAGGUUUACUGAGCCUCUCCAUGCAGCCACUACCCUGAACGUCCAAGGAACUGCUUCUCUUCUCAAGUUGGCUGAAGAUAUGCCCAAGUUGAAGGCCCUGGUCCACGUGUCAACAGCCUACAGUAACGCCCCCAGGUCUCACAUCGAAGAACGAGUCUACCCACCACCUUAUGACCCAGACAGCAUUGUGAGAUGCACUAAGAUGCUACCUCCCGAGACCGUGGAAGUCAUUUCAGAUAGCCUCCAGGGCGAGCACCCGAACCCCUACACGUUGACGAAGGCCUUGGCAGAGUCUAUAGUCUACAGUCACACCAACCUGCCUGUCUGCAUCGUAAGACCUUCAAUUGGAAUUAGGUAUGCUGCACCAGUACUGCUCACCAUCAUGAGUUCCGAUUGCGCUGCCAGCUUUCGGGGAUAA
Molecule: messenger RNA, 978 nt
Organism: Spodoptera exigua (beet armyworm)
Lineage: Eukaryota; Metazoa; Arthropoda; Insecta; Lepidoptera; Noctuidae
Source: the annotation of a GenBank genome assembly